Drosophila serrata is the source of this 1010-nucleotide messenger RNA. It is a transcript of the gene gammaSnap1, whose product is annotated as gamma Soluble NSF attachment protein 1. Gene Ontology annotation, molecular function: syntaxin binding; soluble NSF attachment protein activity. Gene Ontology annotation, biological process: intracellular protein transport. Gene Ontology annotation, cellular component: vacuolar membrane; SNARE complex. The record is from RefSeq and is a predicted model, not a curated record. Lineage: Eukaryota; Metazoa; Arthropoda; Insecta; Diptera; Drosophilidae.
GGUCACACUUUUUGAAAAAGGUAAACAAUUGAUUUUUCCUGCAAUACAUAAACGUUGAAGAAAAUGUCUGCUGCCAAAAAGAUAGCCGAAGCCGAGGAGUUAGUGCGCCAAGCAGAAAAGAGUUUGAAACUUUCUUUGUUAAAAUGGGUACCAGAUUACGAUAGUGCUGCGGAUGAGUAUUCCAAAGCUGCCACUGCAUAUCGAAUAGCAAAAAGUUUUGACAAAAGCAAAGAUUGUCUGUUAAAGGCCAUUGACGCAUACAAAAACAACAAGUCAUGGUUCCAUGCUGCAAAAUGCUACGAGCAGAUCAUAUUGCUAACUAAAGAGACAGAUAAAUUACAUGAAGCCGAGGAGUAUGCCAAUAAAGCAGCAAACCUAUAUCAGCAACAUGGUUCACCGGAAGCUGCUGCGUCCGCCCUGGAUAAAGCGGCCAAAUUGGUGGAACAUAAGCAUCCCGACAUUGCUUUGCGGUUUUACCAACAUGCCCUUGAAGUUAUAAUGAUUGAGGAUUCCGUCCGCCAAGCCGCUGAAUAUGCAUCGAAAGUCUCAAGAAUAUUGGUUAAACUUAAGAUGUACGAGGAAGCCACAAACGCCCUCAAAAAGGAAAUAGCACUAAACCAACAGACCGAAUCAUAUGGACAAAUUGGGCGUUUAGUCGUAGCUUUGGUAAUGGUACAAUUAGCCCGAGGCGAUUCCGUGGAAGCCGAAAAGACAUUUAGAGAAUGGGGUAACUGUUGCGAGCCCGAAGAGGUCUCAACCUUGCAAACCCUUUUGCAAGCUUUUGAUGACGAGGAUCCAGAAUUGGCUGCAAGGAUGCUGGCAUCUCCAUUUAUCAGGCAUAUGGAUGUUGAAUAUGCGAUUUUAUCCAAGAACAUUCCGUUACCUCAAGGUAUACAAGUUGAGAAGAAACCCAGCACCAGUGUUGAAAAUGAAAACAAUGACGCUGAAGACGAAGGGGGAUUGUGUUAAUUUUAUUAAAGUUUUACGGUCUGCUUAUUAGUCAAAUAUAU